AUGACACCGACUACAGUCGCCAUUGACGUUGCCAAGAGAGCAGAAGCGGGUGAGGAUGGAGUUAGGCUAGAUGACUCCUCAAACAGGUGUUAUUACCUUGUUGGAGACGUAAAGGUAUUUCUAACCAGCACAUACCCGGAGGACAGCCCUGGCUAUGAAAAGGUAACCCAUACUCCAGAGGGAGCAAAGAUCAGAGACAUAAUGCAUAACAGGAGAAAAUACAACAUUAGUAGUACAACACUUUCUACAGUUUCUGUCUACUACUGGGUGUACGAUAGAGAGCAUGAGAAUCCUCUCCUUAUCGAACUGGGUGAUCGAACAAGUUGCUACGCCGUUGAACACAGUGACAGCCUGAAAAACGUCAAUUCCUUGAGUAAGUAUAGUCUAAUACAACUCCUUGAUGGUUUUAAUUGCAUUUACAACAACGCUCACAAUAUAGACCUUUCCAGGAUCCAUGAUUACGUGUGCAUUUUUGAAGGAUGCAGAGAAGUUAUUGCUGUGAAUUCAACACCAUUUUGCAACUACAUAAAACAUUCCCAUUCAAUACCUCACAAGAAUAAUGGAUUCAAGAUUUCUGCGCUCAUCUACAGGGGGAAACGAGCCAUGAACAUACCGAUCCCCGCUUACGCUAUAAAGAGUUUUUCCGUGUAUUAUUCCACCUGUGACGUCUUGUUAUCAUACCCUCUUAUCGUCGAGUUUGAACAGGCCGAGGAGAAUGGUUAUGAGUUUUACAAAAUUGGGGGUGAACUCUGGAAGGUGGUACCAAUGAAGGAGGGGCCUAGUAGCUCGGAAGAGAAUAACAAGAUACUUAAAGAGACGCUAGACGACCUAAUGAAAACAUACUUUUCAACACACAAGGGUGAAAAGUCUCAUAUUAAUGCUAGUAUCAUUGUCGCCGGAAUAGCUGGAGGUAUAGCCUCUGCUGGUCUCCUUUGUUUUGUGGCACUCAGCUUGGUUCCUCAUGCAAAGACCUUCUUGAAAACUGGAAAGGCUUUAUUAUAG
This is a messenger RNA of Theileria equi strain WA, 1002 nucleotides long. RefSeq lists its product as hypothetical. NCBI's taxonomy places the organism in Eukaryota, Apicomplexa, Aconoidasida, Piroplasmida, Theileriidae. The record is from RefSeq and is a predicted model, not a curated record. Bases 1 to 1002 code for a protein of 333 amino acids. The transcript has a single exon.